AUGGCGUUGCGUCCUGCCUUUUCGCUUUCUGGCCGUAGCGCCGUUAUUCCCGUCGCCCUUGCCCUCGGGGCGCCCCUAGCGGUCUACUUCGUCUCCUUUUUCCUUGCCUUCGCCUUGCCUCUGCUUCUCCUUUCGCUUUUCUUCCUCAUUUGCCUCCUCCCUUCGCCGUCAAACUCAACAGCGUUCUUCCAUCCUGACGGCGACAGCGGGGCGGGCGGCGAGCGCGUGCUGUGGAGCCUGGUGGCGCACCAGCUUCGCACCGGAGGCGUGAGGGGAAAGUACCGGGAAAACGAGACAGAGACAGAGGAGCCUUUCUCCGACGUGCCCUCUCACCGUCUCCACGAAGAGCGCAGUGGCGUCAGCGCGCGAAAAGCAGCUGACGAGGCGUCGAGGCAGGAACUCGCCGAGCAGAAAGCAGAUGCUGAAGUCCCUUGCCGGGGGCGGGUGCCUGUGAACCCUCAGCGUUUCGUGGUCGUGUAUCUGCGCCAUGACUCUCCGUGGCUUCAGUCUCUGACUCCGGUGCGUCUGCCUGACAGCAGAAUGCAUCCGGGGUCGCCUGCGUGGACGCCGCGGGCGGUCCUUCUCAAGCUGGAGGGGGCCGUGCUUUCUUGUCUCUCCGGUGUGUUCACUGUCGUGCUUCGCAUCCGCUUCCACGCGCCGCGUAGCGGCUACGUGGUCACGGCGGGAAGUGUGCCUGCGCGGGAUGUUCAGUCUUCCUUCGGCAUCGACUUAGACCCUUUCUUACCACCAGCUCCACGCGAGUCAGCAGCAUCUUCCCGAGAUUUUUCUGCUUUCGCGCCGUUCACAGCGGCUGCUGGUGCGUGCUCAGCUUCCGCGUCCUCACUCGCUCUUCCCACGCACCCAACCGAGUACCCGCAGGCUUCCAGCCUCCUCGUGUUUGUACCAGUCCGGUGUUCCGACCUGCUGCGAGCUUCCUGUUAUCCCUUCGGCACGCUGUUUUUCCAGCUGGUGGCGGGCGCCGUCUCGGUUUUCGAGGUCCUGCUUCUCGGUUUGGUCCCCACGGUCUUCGUCGACACCGUGGGCGUUCCCGCGGCUUCGUUUGUCCUCUGGGCCUUGCAGAGGAGGCAGUCCUUCUCUCUUGGCGCCAGAGACCCAGAGGGACGUUGUAACGGAGCCUCAGCGAGCGAGGGAGCGCCCGACAAAGACCGCACAGAGAAACCGGUCUUGGUAUCUCGCAAAAAUACUCCCCCGGAGACGCGCGGCAAACAGGCGCGCGAUGGGCCGCGUCUGACCCGGCUGCGGGUGUACGUACAUUACCCUUUCGUGAGAGAGAGCAUGACUCUGGCACGGUCUGCUUCCUGCCAACAGAGGAAGUCCGCCGCAGCAAAUCGGGACGCUGGACACCCUGCAGCUUGCGCAGACUCUCAAGGUGAACGCCAUGCCCGCCGAGGGAGCGGCCGCGCCCCCUUCGAAACACAGAGACAGGGAGAUGGACGAAACGAAUGUGGCACGUGCUCGCCUCUGGCUGCUUCUGGGUGCGUGGCGCGGCUCCGCAGCGCCACCAAGCUGCGAUACUACCGCGGAUUAGCCUGGGCGUAUGCUGCCUCCCUUCGCUUCGCCUUCAGGGGAGCCCGUGUGCCUGUUCAGCGCCUUCUCGACGGAUGCGAGGCGGAGCAGGCGGGUAAGGCUCGAGCCGCCUGGGGUCAACGGAGAGGAGACAAAGCAGCAAGACGCGACGCCGCGACACAGGGAGAUGCAGUUAGCGUCUCCUGCUGCAACAGUAGCUGGACUCGCAGACAUCUGGAGGCGCUGAUGAACGGGGCGUCCUUGGAUGAGCUACGUCUGCGGAUACAAGAAGGUACACAAGACCCGCGUCAGGGCCUCGCGACACCUCGUUUUGUCUAUCGGGCUCCCGUUGUCUUUCCUCCGUGCCAGUCGUCUCGCGUCGAGAUGUCGUCGCCGGCGCAGCCGCAGACGCUCUUCAGCGAGCGGCCGCCGCGCAUCAUGUCGCUUGGCCAGUUUCGGCCCGAGAAACGCCAGCAAGAGCAAGUCCUCAUCUUCGGCGAGAUGGUCAGGCUGUAUGGACGCCUGCUGCCGCACCGGACACAUCUGGUUGUGGCGGGAGCGGUGAAACGGGAUGCCGACGAACGGCUCCUGCAGGCGGCCUGGGACGCAGCGUUUCGGCAUUCGUCACGCAGACGCUUUGACGGAAGGCGCAGGCGGUCACCUUCUGCAUCACCAAGCGACGGAGAUGCUGAAGAGGGCACGAGCUGGCGCGAGCUGCCUUGGAUGCGGAGUAGCCCGCCAGUGGCGGCCGCUGCAGAACGCCACGAACGCCGGUGUCAGGGCGCCGACACGGACAGCGAUGAGGCGCGAGAAGAGUUGCUGCUUGCCUGGAAGCAGGCCCUGAAACGCCACAGUGGUGCAACCGUCGUCAGCAGUUUUGGAUUUCAGUGGGUCCCCAGUUUCGCGGCCGCUCAGGAGCUCAUCGACGCGCAGCUAGCAGAGGCUGCGAGCCGAACUCGACGUGCCUCCGGAGCGGGGAGCUACGCAGAAGACAAGCUGCGUGAGCACGAGGAAGAAGCCUGGGGUGACCGCGUCUUCGCCCUCGUGAACGCCGAAGCGGACAUCCUUCGUCAAAUGGCACAGUCCGCAGCAGUCGGUCUGCAUACGAUGGAAGAAGAGCAUUUUGGCAUCGCGGUUGUUCAACUUUUGCUGGCGGGGUGUUGCGUGGUGGCGCACAACAGCGGAGGCCCGCGUGACGACAUCCUCGUGGCGACCGGUCAGUCGCUCCGGUCGAGCCCUCCGGAGGACGAGGUCGGAGCGGUAGGUGACAAUGCCCCGUGCCCGUACGCAACGGCGACUUCUUGUCGGGCGCAGCGUGGCUUUUUGUGCCGGACUCGAAGCGAGUUCGCAGCCUCUGUGGCUGCCGUUAUUUCACAGCUUGGAGAGAAUCCAGGCGAGGCAGUGUGGACACCUGACACGGCCAAGCAGGCGCUGAAAGACGCGCAGGAACGAUUCCUGGAUGAUGACACCUUCGGCUCUGUGGCCUUCGAAGCGCUGCAUCUUGGGGAGCAGCUCUAG
This is a messenger RNA of Besnoitia besnoiti, 3045 nucleotides long. RefSeq lists its product as uncharacterized. NCBI's taxonomy places the organism in Eukaryota, Apicomplexa, Conoidasida, Eucoccidiorida, Sarcocystidae. Bases 1 to 3045 code for a protein of 1014 amino acids. The transcript is spliced from 2 exons. The record is from RefSeq and is a predicted model, not a curated record. Gene Ontology annotation, cellular component: endoplasmic reticulum membrane. Gene Ontology annotation, biological process: protein N-linked glycosylation. Gene Ontology annotation, molecular function: GDP-Man:Man(3)GlcNAc(2)-PP-Dol alpha-1,2-mannosyltransferase activity.